GUUGCUAUUCGCUAUAAGAGAUAGAGUUCAUUAUGGAUGUUUCUCUCUCCGAAGGACUACUCUGUCUUCUUUCUGGUUGUCGUGUCCGCUCCUUCCGCCCUGACUGAUUGCUCCUUCCUUAGCCGCAAUGCCCUUCUCCUCACCUUUUCCCAGCCUGAAUAUCCCAAAAUGCAAUCUACUGGAAUAUUUGUUUCCACAAGGGAAAACACCGUCAGAUACGCCACUGUGGAUAGACUCCAAAGACACAAACCAAUACCUCACACCACGGACGCUGUUACUAUGGACGAAGCGACUCGCGCUGGGCUUGGAUCGCAUAGGAAGCAAGCCUGGGGAGGUUGUUAUGAUCCUGACACCUAACCACAUCUACGUCCCCGUAGCAUAUCUAGGGAUUGUAGGUUCAAAGCGGAUAUUUAGCGGAGCGAACCCAGCGUACACAGUAUCGGAAAUGAUUCAUCAAGUCUCCAACACACAAGCACAAUUUAUCCUCGCGCAUCCCACCCUUGUCAAAACAGCCGUGCAAGCAGCUAAAGGAGCUGGCCUUCCAGAUGGCCGCGUCUUCCUCUUCUCAGAUGAGCCCAACGAGCCAGUGGAAGGCUGUACAGACUGGACAGACUUCCUCCCCUCGCCAGCAGAAGGAAAGGCUUACAAAUUCCCCGUUCUUUCAGAACAUGAAGCAAUGACCACAACAGCAACAGUGAACUACUCUUCCGGCACCACGGGUCUACCCAAAGGCGUCGAAGUUAGCCACCACAACCUAAUAGCAAACCUCGAGCAGACCAUCUUCAUGCGAUAUCUCCACAAGCCCUGGAGUGCAGAUACACGGCCUCGAGAAGUAUGGAUUGGCUUUCUUCCUUUGUAUCAUGCAUACGGUCAACUAUACACUAUUGCCAUGGCGCAGAAGCUUCAGGUACCGGUUUACAUCAUGAAGAAGUUCGAGUACGAUGAGUUUCUGCGGGUAAUUCAGACACACAAGGUAACGCAUCUACAAGUAGCACCACCGAUUAUGGUAAUGCUUAGCAAGAGACCGGAGACUGCAAAGUAUGAUCUGAGCAGUGUGACGGAUAUUCUGUGUGGUGCGGCGCCGCUGUCAAAGGAGCUCCAGAAUGAAAUCAGCAAGAAGUUGGGCUGUGAGAUUUUGCAGGGGUGGGGUAUGACGGAAGUGACUUGCGGGGCGAUACAUGUGCCUGGCGGCACUGUCGACGACUCUGGAAGUGUAGGCCAGCUUGAUCCAAACUGCGAAUGUAUGCUCCUCGACGACGACGGCAAUGAGGUACCAGAAGGCCAACCUGGCGAACUGCACGUUCGGGGUCCCAAUAUCUGCAUAGGAUACUGGCGCAAUCCAGACGCUACGAAGGAAUCUAUAUCGCCCAAUGGCUGGUUGAAGUCUGGUGACAUUGCGAUUGUAAAGAAUGGGUGGUUUUGGAUCGUAGAUCGGAAAAAGGAACUCAUCAAAGUCAAUGCCCUCCAAGUAGCCCCCGCCGAACUCGAAGCCGUCCUCCUCGAAUUCGACCCCAUCGCCGACGCAGCAGCGGUCGGCAUAACACUCGAUGGCCAAGAGUGGCCGCGCGCCUACGUCGCCCUCAAAGAGGAGCACAAGAACAAGAUCACUGCCGAUGAUAUCCACAAGCACAUGAAGAUCAAAGUCGCGAAGCAUAAGCAACUCGUUGGCGGGAUUGUGUUUGUUGACGAGGUGCCAAAAUUGCAGAGUGGGAAGAUUAUGAGAAAGGUACUCAAGGAGUGGGCGAAGAGGGAUGCGGAGAAGAUAAAUGGGGCGCUGAAGGCGAAGUUGUAGACCUAUACACUGAGUUGCUUGUAUGUGCGUAGUUUAAUAGAGGAGAAACCAUAACCGUAUCAAUCCAACAGGAGGGCCUAAAGAAGAUGUUGUUGAAAC
Messenger RNA from Cucurbitaria berberidis CBS 394.84, 1891 nucleotides. Its product is annotated as acetyl-CoA synthetase-like protein. Gene Ontology annotation, molecular function: CoA-ligase activity. The record is from RefSeq and is a predicted model, not a curated record. Lineage: Eukaryota; Fungi; Ascomycota; Dothideomycetes; Pleosporales; Cucurbitariaceae. Gene Ontology annotation, biological process: secondary metabolic process. The coding region runs from base 128 to 1792 and encodes 554 amino acids. The transcript is spliced from 4 exons.